This is a messenger RNA of Fusarium vanettenii 77-13-4, 1002 nucleotides long. RefSeq lists its product as uncharacterized. Gene Ontology annotation, molecular function: 2-oxoglutarate-dependent dioxygenase activity. NCBI's taxonomy places the organism in Eukaryota, Fungi, Ascomycota, Sordariomycetes, Hypocreales, Nectriaceae. The record is from RefSeq and is a predicted model, not a curated record. The coding region runs from base 1 to 1002 and encodes 333 amino acids. Gene Ontology annotation, cellular component: cytoplasm. The transcript is spliced from 6 exons.
AUGGCUCACCUCGAAUCUCGAAAGCACGUCUCCCCAGACUCUGGGUUCCCAAUCACCCUUCAUCCUCACUUCAACGCCAAGAUCAAAGAUUGGGCCCCUCCUGAGCCACUGCGCGAGGAAAUCACGCCUCCUCGUGAUAGGGCGCACUUUGCAGAUCCCGAAAAGAAGGCUUUGUUUUCCGUGGCUAAGAAAACGGACCUUACAGAAUCUAUUGGAUCCGUUCUGGAGAAUGUUCAGCUGUCGCAGUUGACGCCUCAGCAACUGGAUGAACUCGCUUUGCUUCACGUCGUGAUUCGGGGGAGCACACAAGACCACCGAGAGAUCGCCAAGUACACCCCCUGGCCAUCGGGAGACUUUCACGCAGAUACUUCCUUUGAAAUCAACCCUCCUUCUUAUUCUCUUCUUCGUAUGGAGGAGCAUCCUGAAGUUGGGGGAGAUACUGCGUGGAUUUCGGGUUACGGACUCUAUGAUACUUUGAGUGAUGCCAUGAAGAGAUUUGUUGAAGGUCUUCAUGCUGUUCACACUUCACGAUUGCAAUACGACACUAUUCUUGACCUUUGGGGAACAGGGCCAAACCGUCCUCCCAUCGAUACCCAUCACCCCGCUGUGCGGACCCAUCCAGUGACGGGACUCAAGGCUGUCAACGUGAACCCAGGCUUUGUAACUGGGUUUGCUGAGUUGAAGAAGGUGGAGUCGGACAAACUGCUUGACUUCUUUUCCUACCAUCUCCACUCUGCCGAUGAUCAUUAUGUAAGAUGGAAGUGGACAGUGGGUGCUGUGGCUAUGUGGGACAACCGAUGUGUCCUUCAUCGUGUGAUUCCUGGAACUUACGAUACGCCUCGUCGAGGUAUUCGAACGACAGUCUUUGGAGAGAAGCCCUACUAUGAUCCGAACAGUGAAGGACGUGCUGAGCGUGAGGCGAGACUUCGAGCUGCUGAAAAGGAAGAAAUCAAUGGCGAUGGAGGAGCGAGUUCGAAACCUACACUCGAAACUCCCGCUUGA